UUAAAGGUAUGGAUGGAAUGAUUCGCCUUGCUGAAAGUUGUCCAAAACAUUCUAACAUUUAUGGAUGUCCAUCUCGCCCUCAAAGAAUCAUGUCAAGUCUGUCAAAUUCUUACUGUAAAUUAUCUCAAAUACCAGGGUUUAUAUCCGGUCCUGAUUCUAAAGAGUGGGCUCAAAAGAAAGGAGAUGUGUUUGCACACAAAUCAACAGAGGUCCAAGCAACACUAUUCAGCACAUUUGAUACAAGAGCAAUGAAAGGCAUGGUAUAUCUCGCACCGUCUUGUCCAAAAGUCCCAGGUUGUCCAGGUUUCCCUUCUGCUCCAAAUCCACAAGUUGCAUAUUAUGGGUCAUGUGCAACCAGGCUUGUUCCUUCAAGCCCCCAAGUUUCUGCAAUACCAGGAUUCCCGUCAAUCCAAGAGGAAAAAACAGAUCAAAUAGUUAUCUCUAAAAAUGUAUUUGUUGAAAAUCUACAGAAGACUAUUGAGUUUAGAGUUAGAUCUUCAACAGUCAUUUUAGGAAAUUCAGAUGACAAUGUUUCUCUGGUUCCUUCCUGUCCAAGAGCAGCAAGAAAUCCAGGCUUUCCAUCAGUUCCUCGAUACAGCAUGAAUGAUUUUAUAUCUUUAUGUCCUAAUCUAUCAAGGAUUCCUGGGUUUCCUUCUCUUCAAGUCAACUUAAAAGCCAACUGGAUUGCUGGUGACUUGUUAGUCAAAUGUGAACGGUCUGAAAAAAUUGCUGUUGUUGAAGGUAUUACAAAUCUUGAUGAGAAAACAUCAAAUAAAAUGUUGUCAUUAUUGUCAUGUUGUCCCAAUGCUUCCACGAUCGUUGGUUGUCCUUCUGCUCCUCGUACUACCACUGAAUUUAACAACUCUCGUCUGGUGCCAUGCUGUCCCCGUGUUUCACUUCAACAAGGAUUUGCCUCUCUAACAAUUUCACCAAGUGCACUUUGGCCCACGCGUGCAACAAAACCACUUUGGGAUGGUUCUCAUAAGAGAGCAAAAAAGAUAAUAAUAAACGCUGGGCCUACCCACCUAGAAACCCUCACAGCACAAAGUAUGGUUAAGAUGGUCCUGUCUUGCCCAAAAGAAGCCCGGGUGCUGGGCUUUCCGUCUGCUCCAGUUCUCAAUAGGCCGCCCAGCAUAUUGAGUCUUUAUGCAUGCACGCCUUGUGUCUCAUGUUUACCUGGUUUUCCAUCAGCGAGGAUGUUAAACACAGAUUGUCUACCUUCAACUGUGCCACCAAAGCUGAACCCGCUAUUUGAAAGACCGUAUAAUAGAAAAGCGUGCACAAUAAAACAUGAAACCAACCUGGAAGGAAACAAGCAUGCCGUAGAUAUGGCACCACUGUGUCCUCAACUGGCCAAAGCCCCAGGAUUCCCCAGUAUUUUGCAGUUAAGUGACUCUGACAAAGAUGCCCAGAUUGGUAAUGGUUCUGAAGAAUUGUCUGAUGUCCCAAUCGCUCAAGUCGUAGCAAGUGAGAGGAUUCUUGCAGAACAAGACCUACCUUUACCUUGUGCCGAAAAAACUAAUGAAGAUGGGGAAACUAGCCAUCCAGUGUCUCCUGCAAAGGGCUUACAAGAAUUUCUUCCAGGAGAAUCAGAGUCCUUGGUUCCUUGUACUGUCAAAGAAACAAUGGAACCCUUAGAACCUUUCAAGGAGAACCUUCAGAAAAUGAAAACAGGACUGAUUGGAUCUGGGACAUCUCUCCCCACUGAUGGUUAUCCUUUAGAUGAAUCACAGGUCCCAGCCAAAUCUAAAGAACCAAACACUACAUUAACACCAGAUGGUGACAGUUAUAAAAAGGCUCAAACAUUUGCCCCUGAAAACUCUGAAGAAUUUACAAAACAAUCUUGUUUAAAGGAGAUUCCCAUUGCCCCUUUGCCCACCCUCAGCACAGAGGAGUCAUAUGAUGUAAAAAAUGAUAUGGCUGUUGUUCGUGACCUAGUAGUACAGACUGGUGAAACCGAAAAAGAAAAGCUUGAGAUGACAGAAACAAAGAAGGACACGUUUGAUAUGUCAGAACCAGGUUGGGAGGUAUUGGAAGCAGAGGAAACAUUAACAGAGCAGCAGGCUGAAACAUCCCCCCAUCUUUUUAAAUCAAUUGUAGAUGUCUUUCAGAAAGGUUAUGAUUCAGUAGCUACUAUGUUGGGGCCACCUAGCUCUACUUUAGCGGAGGAUCACCAACACUCGAAGACCACCUCAUCCAUGAGCCUGCAGGACAGGACAGUUCCACCUGCGCAGGACAAAAGCAAUGUCAUGCCAAGAGUUUCUUCAGAGAGGCAGUUUAUGAACACUGACAAGAAAGUAGGAGGUGCUCAGCCGACCUCAUGGGACUUGCUUGAGAAGCGGUCAUGUUCUGUCCCUUUAUCCACGCAAGAUGACGGCUUUCCAGUUUGGGCAAGAUUCAAGAAAUGGCCACCACUCACUGCAGAAGAUAUACCAAAUGAGAGUUUUGAAGAGACUGAGAAAAAGACUGAGAAGGCAGAAGAAGUUAAAGAAGUGUUUCUGGUCAUAGGGCAAGAUUCGGUUUGCUCUGAGGAGGACAGUGAAGGAUGGUUAGUACAGCAGCUGACUGAGGCAGAACAGGAUGAUGUUAAAACAGUGUUGACCUGCACUGAGCUGGACACAGGGUGAGUGCACCAUGAAAAUGUUGCAUGGUACGAGCAACUGUCACUAUUCCAUGUCCCUUUGUGAUGAAGCCAAGGCCAAAUAAAAUGGUUGCUUGACAAGUUCUGCAGAGUAAUAGACACUGACGUGGGAAGGGGUGGUGUUGUAAGUUUGUGUAUGGUUGGAGUAUUUUUGAAAGCAGUGUAACGUUGUCUUGUGUCUUUGUGGUAUUUAACGCUUUUCUGAGCUUUCUGGAAUGUACUUAACUGUGAAAAGCAGUGUAUAGCCAUAAUAAUUGUGUUUAGGAGUGGCUCUGUUUUAGUUUCACAGACAGAAUGAUGUUUAAUUAAAUUCUGAAGCUUAUCUUUUUCUUUC
Messenger RNA from Boleophthalmus pectinirostris (great blue-spotted mudskipper), 2975 nucleotides. RefSeq lists its product as uncharacterized. NCBI's taxonomy places the organism in Eukaryota, Metazoa, Chordata, Actinopteri, Gobiiformes, Gobiidae. The record is from RefSeq and is a predicted model, not a curated record. The coding region runs from base 9 to 2627 and encodes 872 amino acids. The transcript is spliced from 4 exons.